AUGAGUCGAGUGCUGCUGGAGACUACCGUACCUAUCCUAGCACACGAGGAUUGCGCCAAAUCCUACCAGGGGCUACUGGACAUCGACGAAAACCACCUGUGUGCAGGCACCAGUGCGGGAGACAGAGACGCUUGCAAGGGAGACUCCGGGGGUCCGCUGAUGCUCCCAGACGAAGACCAGAGGUUCUCUGUGAUCGGAGUCACUUCCUUCGGGGUCCAGUGCGGAGACUCGGACUUCCCCGGAGUGUACACCAGGGUCAGCCGUUACCUGAAAUGGAUUACUUCUAAACUAGAAACACUGGGUGCCUCGUAG
This is a messenger RNA of Ixodes scapularis (black-legged tick), 312 nucleotides long. RefSeq names its product proclotting enzyme-like. The coding region runs from base 1 to 312 and encodes 103 amino acids. The transcript is spliced from 2 exons. NCBI's taxonomy places the organism in Eukaryota, Metazoa, Arthropoda, Arachnida, Ixodida, Ixodidae. The record is from RefSeq and is a predicted model, not a curated record. Gene Ontology annotation, molecular function: serine-type endopeptidase activity. Gene Ontology annotation, biological process: proteolysis.